AUGAACGUUCCAGCAAAUUAUACAGAUGAUAAUGGUGUUGAUAAGGAUUUAUGGUCAGCAACAGAUAUAUACGAUGAUGAAAUUGCAAAAAUCAUCAAAAACGAUUCGAUUAACCAUAUAAAUGCAACAAAAGAAGGAUCAUCAUCUGUAAUAAUAGCAUGGAACUUUUUUAACGAUUUUCCAUGGUUACUGUGGACUAUCAUUGCCGUUGGAAUUCUAAUCGUAUUUGGUAUAGCAAUUACAAUUAUUACAUUUAUGCUUUGUAAUAAAAAGAAAAUAGUUAGACGUGGUAAUGGUUAUAUGAGUUGCAAUUUUGGUUCAUGCGAAAGUGUCACUCAGUCCAUGUGGUCCAAAUGGGUUAUUUGUAGUCCAAAGUUUAUUUUCAAGCGACAAAAAAACUUAAAAUCGAUGCGGCAAAAUUCAGCUAGUAAUAUGGAUCCAUAUAUGAGGCCGCCAUUACCACCUAUUAAUGGAUUCAAUAAAAAUGAUGAUGGCUUUCAAGGAUCGUUUUUACCGUCGUUGCGUUUGGCUCCUAUUAACAAUAAAGUUAUCGCUCCAUUAGCUAAAAGUGAUGAAACUGCUGAAGUGACUGUUUUACAUUCAAAUCCUGCUGGAAAUUUGAUUCUAGGAACGCAAAUCGGUUCAAUUCAUGGAAUUCCAGUGCUAGAAAUAGAUGAUUAUCAGCGUCGGUCUCUUCCUAUUCCUAAACUCGAUGAUCCAAGGUAA
Molecule: messenger RNA, 726 nt
Organism: Dracunculus medinensis (Guinea worm)
Lineage: Eukaryota; Metazoa; Nematoda; Chromadorea; Rhabditida; Dracunculidae
Source: the annotation of a GenBank genome assembly